CUGCUAUAUGCGUAUAUUAGAGUGUACAUUGAAAUAAUUGGAUGUUAAAAUUGGAUUCUUUCUGGUGAGCAUUAAUGGAAGUUGGUAUUGCCAGUGGUGAAGAUAAGAUAAUGACCGCAACUUCAUCGAAUCAAGAACUGCAAGUUUCUAUUUCGUUUGGUAAGUUUGAGAAUGAUUCACUGUCAUGGGAGAAGUUUUCAUCUUUUUCUCCAAACAAGUACUUGGAAGAAGUGGAGAAGUGUGCAACUGCUGGAUCAGUAGCUCAGAAGAAGGCUUAUUUCGAAUCACACUACAAGAAGAUCGCUGAGAGGAGAGCUGAUAUCAUUUUGGAGCAGGAGAAACUAUUGGAGAGAAAUGCAUCUUUCAGGCCAAGUGUUCAGAACAGGGAAAAAACAGACAAUAGUGACAAUGACGAGUCAAUGAUGAUUGAGUUUAGUGCUGGUUAUGGAUCUAACGGUGAAAGUACUUCAGAAGAAGAUAAGCUUGUGACUAGCAUUGCUAAUGAAGUGAAUGAGACAUGUAACCAUAAGCCUCUUGAAGAAACUAUGGAUUUCGUGGAAUGUCGAAGCUCGGUUGAUGCCGGGGAUGAUCUGACUACCCUGAAGUUGGAGGAGAAACUUGAAGAGAUUGUUCGCGUAGAGGAAAACCGAGAAUUGAUUGUCCAAGUGGAGGAUAAAAAGAAGGCAGAAGAGGUAGUUUGUAUAGAGGAGGAAGUAAAACAAGAAAUGAAAGACGAUAUUUCAUCAAAGGAUACCGGCGAAAUGAAUGAAAUGACAAUGAAAGAAACGAAGAAAGAGAAAGAUCAUAAUCCAAUCAAGAAGACAGAUAAAAAUGUGCGAACGAACAAUAUGAGAGCCUCUCCCAAGCCUAAUCAGGUGUCCAAGAAACCGGUAGCGAGCAAGAUUGUAACAAGUACAAAAACUCAACCAAGCAAGGAAAAGAGCAUGACAAAGGCAACAAAUAAAGCAGCAUCACCUGUCUUAAAAGCUCCAGGGUUUUCAACUCUAAGAGUGUCUAAGCCAGCUUCAACAAUCAGUUCAAUGUCUACUUCUCGCUCUUCAGUAAAGAAAGAAAAUGUCUCGGCUUUACCGAGAAAGAAACAAACUGCUCCAAAGUCAUUGCAAGUUCCUCUCAAUGUGGAGCAGUUGGGCUCUGAUCCUACUGCUGUUCCAACAACAAGAAAAUCGUUGAUCAUGGAAAGAAUGGGAGAUAAAGACAUCGUUAGACGUGCUUUUAAGUCUUUUCAGAAGAGUUUCGACCAAAUGAAAUCUACUGGUGAUGGGAAAGAUACAGCUCCAAAGCAGGUUCCUGCAAAAGCAACUGCUGUUCCGAGGUUAGGUACAACUGGUCAGAAAAAUAGCAGGCUUGCAAAAUCAGAUGGCACAGAGAGAAAAGGUUCUAACUCUCACCGUUCUUCAUCUGUUGUAUCAAAAAGCAACGGGACAGCCGAGAAACAGAAGGAGCCUUCAAGGCUUGGAACAAGAGCUGUAGAGAGGAUACACUUACAAGCGAAACCGAAGACAGAAGCAACCAAUGCCAAAACUCGGAGGCAAAGUCUAAAUCAAAAAGAAAAAUCCAUUCAAGGACCUCUCCCAAAAGGCUAUUCAGACAAAGUACUAUGAUGUAACAUAUGAGCAUUGUUUUUGUCUGAUCUCCUGGAGAGUUUCAUGGUACUGCGGCUGAAGUGCAAAGCCAAGGGCUCCACCAACAUUUUUCAGCA
This is a messenger RNA of Arabidopsis arenosa, 1720 nucleotides long. The record is from the annotation of a GenBank genome assembly. NCBI's taxonomy places the organism in Eukaryota, Viridiplantae, Streptophyta, Magnoliopsida, Brassicales, Brassicaceae.